CUCGGCGUGCGCGGAGCCCGGAUGCCCGGCCAUGGCCGCCUCGCUGAGCCGCCCGUGCUUCCUGUCCCUCCACGUGCCCUACGGGCAGGGCUGCGCACAGGACCUGGCUACCGCUUUCCGCUUCCAGCCCGUGGCCGUGCGGGAGACACCGCGUGUGAGGCAGCUGGCGCUGCGCCGCGGCGCUGCCGUCUUCCUCCUCAACGAGCGCCUGGCGCCGGCCGGCAUCUCCAACCGCGAUUUCCUCUACGACGUGGACCCCCGUCCCACCCUGGGCACGGCCUCCAACGUCUGCCUGGAGGUGGAUGAUGUGCCAAGGCUGUGCACGCAGCUGCAGAGCCGGGGUUGCAUCCUGCCAGUGCCCCCAACUGAGGUGAGAGAUGAGCGCGGCUCCAUCACCUACAGCGUGGUGAGCUCCGCCGUGGGCAAUGUCAGCCACACGCUGCUGGACCGCUCCCGCUACCGGGGGCCCUUCCUGCCCGGCUUCCAGCCUAUACAGGGAGCACCCCCUGGGGACGGUGUGGAGAUCUCCCACUUCGACCACAUCACCUACGUGUGCCCGCGGGGCGGCACGCAGGCAGCUCUAGAGUGGUACCAGCACUGCUUCGGCUUUCGGCACUUCUUGCUGAGCCCGCGGCAGCAGCCAGCGCAGGGCUUUGUGCUGGGUGGGCACGGGGCCGGCAUGCUCCUCCGCGCCCUGCAGAGCUCCCAGGGUUCUGGCUGCAAGCUCGUCCUUGCUGAGUCGCUGUCUGAAUCCGUCCCGAACCAGGUGGACACCUUCCUGGAGCAGCACGGCGGGGCCGGCAUUCAGCACGUGGGUCUGCGCACGCCUGACAUCGUGUCAGCCACCAGAGCCCUGCAGAGGGCGGGCGUGCGGUUCUUCACCCCCCCUGCUGCCUAUUACAGUCAGGGGGGCAAGGAAAAGGAGGUGCGGGGUGCCGGGCAGGAUCCCUGCACGCUGGCAGAGCUGGGCAUCCUGCUGGACACCGCCGUGCAUGGGGACAACAGGCAGCUGGGCAGCAGUGCUGGGGUAAGCCCUGCGCAGAGUUACUUGAUGCAGAUCUUUACCCAUCCCCUCUUCUCCGAGGAGACUUUCUUCCUGGAGCUCAUAGAGCGACACGGAGCUCCUGGCUUUGGAGAAGGCAACAUACGGGCGCUGUGGAAAGCUGUGCAGGUCUACAUGGACCAGAGGCAGUAGAGGCCGGCAGCGUCCCUUCUCUCUGUCCCAACCCUGGGGCAGUACACUGCAGAAAUACCAACCGAUAGCCAUGGCAUGGCUCUGAGCAACACGGUCCAAGGCACUCAACCCAGACACACUCCAAUGCUGCAGCACCGUGCUCAGAGAUAGGUUCUGGGAGCUCUGAGCAGCCCCCAGGGGAAAUGGAGAGGGAUUUCUCCCCCUUAACCAGAGGUGAAGGACCUUCUGCCUCAAUUUCACCUCAAUCUAAUGAAAGUUGUGCCUGCAGCAUACGGCUGAGGACACAGCUGGCACUGCCACAACCUCAUUGUGGGGGACAAGGAGGACACUAUGGACACGGCUGCUUACCAGCAGACAUCAUCCAAAGCACCACAGGGCAAGUGGCUGCUCCUUCAUCACCUAAAUUAAAGAAUUAACCUGGAAUAA
Messenger RNA from Lagopus leucura (white-tailed ptarmigan), 1621 nucleotides. It is a transcript of the gene HPDL, whose product is annotated as 4-hydroxyphenylpyruvate dioxygenase like. Gene Ontology annotation, biological process: aromatic amino acid metabolic process. NCBI's taxonomy places the organism in Eukaryota, Metazoa, Chordata, Aves, Galliformes, Phasianidae. The record is from RefSeq and is a predicted model, not a curated record. Gene Ontology annotation, molecular function: 4-hydroxyphenylpyruvate dioxygenase activity. Bases 32 to 1195 code for a protein of 387 amino acids. The transcript has 2 exons.